AUGACUGGAGGAAAGAUUCCUGUUGUAGGGAUUGUGGCAUGCCUACAGCCGGACAUGGGGAUAGGAUUUCUUGGAGGCCUACCAUGGAGGCUGCCCAAUGAAAUGAAGUAUUUCAGGCAGGUCACUUCAUUGACGAAAGAUUCAAGCAAAAAAAAUGCUGUGAUAAUGGGCAGAAAGACAUGGGAGUCCAUUCCACCCAAAUUUCGCCCACUGCCAAAUAGAAUGAAUGUCAUUAUCUCGAGAAGCUUCCAGGAUGAUUUUGCUCACGAUAAAGAGAGAUCAAUAGUCCGAAGCAAUUCGUUAGCAAACGCACUGACGAACCUAGAAAACAAUUUCCAAGAGCAUCUGGAAAGAAUCUACGUGAUUGGGGGUGGCGAAGUUUACAAUCAAAUCUUUUCCAUUACAGAUCAUUGGCUCAUCACAAAAAUAAACGCACUAGAUAAAAACGCGAUUCCUGCUAUGGAUACUUUCCUUGAUGCGAAGAAAUUAAUGGAAGCAUUCAGCGAGCAAUGUCCGGCCCAGUUAAAAGAAUUUCUCCCCCCUAAGGUCGAGUUGCCCGAAACAGACUCUGAUCAACGCUAUUCGCAGGAGGAAAAAGAUUAUCAUUUUGAAUUCACUCUGUAUAAUCGUAAAUGA
Messenger RNA from Saccharomyces paradoxus, 636 nucleotides. It is a transcript of the gene DFR1, whose product is annotated as dihydrofolate reductase. The record is from RefSeq and is a predicted model, not a curated record. NCBI's taxonomy places the organism in Eukaryota, Fungi, Ascomycota, Saccharomycetes, Saccharomycetales, Saccharomycetaceae. Gene Ontology annotation, cellular component: mitochondrion. Bases 1 to 636 code for a protein of 211 amino acids. Gene Ontology annotation, biological process: tetrahydrofolate biosynthetic process; glycine biosynthetic process; folic acid metabolic process. The transcript has a single exon. Gene Ontology annotation, molecular function: NADP binding; dihydrofolate reductase activity.